Molecule: messenger RNA, 2194 nt
Organism: Frankliniella occidentalis (western flower thrips)
Lineage: Eukaryota; Metazoa; Arthropoda; Insecta; Thysanoptera; Thripidae
Exons: 10
Coding region: 360-1931 (523 amino acids)
Source: RefSeq, a predicted model, not a curated record
CUCCCCCCGCUCCCCUCCUCCCCUCUCCAUUACCUGCGCCCCCCGCCCCAAAACCCUUUCUCACUCGAUCAGCUGACGCGGACCUGGCGACUUCGCAGCACGGAUCCAAUGCAAACCUUUCGUACCCUGUCGAAAGAUUUGAUUGUUGAGAGGUCACAAAUUCAUUGCAGAGAGAGUUGGCACUUGGGGUCUAUAUAGUCUCAAACCUCUGAAACCAGAUACACCAAUAAUCAUCAAUAUUUCAUCUCUUCUCAACUACUCCAGUCAUCCAUCAUACAGCUUCCUGAAUAAGGAAGUGUUGGUGCUCAAGUAUCAUUCUUAAUAAGCCUUUGUUGUUUAUUUGAGUUUGAGCCCUCACGAUGACGGGAGAUGAUGAGUCCAGAGGCUCCAGUUUGGAUGACAGCUCUUUAUCACAAGAGUGCACUCCAGAAAGUGAUGAUGAAAAUGGCCCACUUGCUGACCUUGUAUCAAGAAUGACUCCUCACCUCAUUUGUGAUCCGAAAAUUGCGAAGAACCGCUUGAAAACCCUGGGCGUAAAGAAAAUCUCUAAGUUCUUAUUAGUAAAAGAAACAGACAUCCUGGAUAUAAUGGAGCCUGUAGGAUUUAGGGAAUUAUGUAUUCAACUUAAAGAGAGAGCAGAGUCCAGAAAUAUCAGGUCUAGUAAAGAAUAUGUUCUCAAUUUAAAACAUGUUCUGUCUUCAAAACUAAUGGUUACCAUGAAUGGUACUGAACCUAUGACAGACUUAGAGCGAAGGAAUGUUAUAGAUGCAGUUGGUGAUGAUAUUGAAGAAAAUAUGAGGGUUGUCCGGGAAGAACAGGUCCAAAACAUGAGCACAACACUCAUCAAAUCACAUGCCAAAGCCUUUGGUUGCAUUCAGUUGGACGAUGAAGAAGUAAUGCUUGCGGCCCACAACCUAAAGAAGAGUCUGAUGUACAGAAUUAACUACAAGCGCAGGAAGUCUUCACAGAACUCGAAUGAACCAAAGAGGAAGCGACCACGCUUCUCUAGUAGAGAAGAAUAUGGCCUGCAAGGAUGUCUGGAUCUGCCUGCCCUUUCUGCUACUGAUAAUGCUGAAGAACUGGAUAUCAAAAGACGAUCUUUAAUAGGAAUGUUUGAGUCAGAUGUGUAUGACUUAAAUUGCGUGAAGAGAUUAAUGGCAGAAACAUCCGUCUUACAGCGGCAUGACAUUAAUAGAAAGCUUCACCUUCAAGAAAUAAAAACAAGAUGGCCAUUCAUCGGACAGACCAACAUUCUUGAGGAACAUUUUUUUUCAUUAAUGGGCAUUGAGUCUUCAACGGUAGAUGAAACCUUGAAAACUGUACCUGGUAAAUUUUUAAAAUAUUUUUCACAUCUCUCAACUAAAAAGCGGAAAGGUGCAGCCAAAGACAUUCCUGAUAAGAUCCAUAAGAUUCUCCAAGUUUAUCACCAGAACAAAGAGAAUAAUAAGGGAACAGACCUACUGGCAGUUAUUUUAUGUAUCAUUCGCCAUCUGCAACUGCCCCAAAAGGCCCUUUUUCUGAUGUUUGAGGACACAGCAAGUUAUCAGGAAGUACAGUCCUCAAAUCUGUCUGAGGAUGGGUGUCCACUUAUUGCUGUAAUGGGUAGCAGCUUCUUUUCACAAUCGACUGUGGCCUAUGUUGUUGUCGACAAUGUGGUGCUAUGGGAGAAGCCAAUGCCCUUGCUCACAGCGUUACAUGUGAUGUUCAUGUGCUAUUUUGUUUUUAAAAUAUCUUACAACCCUCUGGUUGCUCCUGCACUGGAGUUCAUUCAAAGAAAUAUUUACAACAUCAGGGAUGCCGGUUCAAGGGUGGCUAGGAAGAAGUCUAAGAAUGGCCACUACAGCCAUGCAGUGAAAGAUGUCACUCCCAAAUACUCAUCUUUAUUAAAAAAUUUCAAAGAGUACACUUCAAAGUACAAUUUUGACGAUUGAAUAAGUUUUAAUGAUAUGUAACUUUUGUUGGAUUCAUCUCCAGUUUUAAGACUGAUAUACUGUGUUACUAAGUGUGAAUUAUUGUUUUAAGACUCAAAUUUUAUUGCCAAGUUUUAUUGUUUCAACAUAACCAUGUUUCCAUUUAAUACUUAUGUGUUUUUGGCUGUCUAUGGUUUUAGAAUGUUUGGUACCUCCUGUCCCUUGCUUAUUAUUUUCAAAUUGUACAAUAUAUUUUUAUAUUAAAUGAAAGCUCUUUACUUCUA